This is a messenger RNA of Carassius auratus (goldfish), 1760 nucleotides long. RefSeq names its product retinal homeobox protein Rx2-like. Gene Ontology annotation, molecular function: RNA polymerase II cis-regulatory region sequence-specific DNA binding; DNA-binding transcription factor activity, RNA polymerase II-specific. Lineage: Eukaryota; Metazoa; Chordata; Actinopteri; Cypriniformes; Cyprinidae. Gene Ontology annotation, biological process: positive regulation of transcription by RNA polymerase II. The transcript has 4 exons. The coding region runs from base 296 to 1255 and encodes 319 amino acids. The record is from RefSeq and is a predicted model, not a curated record.
UUUCCCUCUUGCCACCGGCUCUCUGCACGUCAGGCCAGUUUGCAUGGCUUCAUCCUAAAGAUCAAGACCUGUAUGGUGUGGGAAUGGGACGUAUCUGAGUGCUUUCGAAUUUACCUCGCUUUUGGGAUGCGAGAAAUAGCCGUUAACGGUCGUUUUACAGUCUGAACCAGGUGCACUGUGGGUAAAAAGUUGCGGUGUGUCAUUUUCGGCGAUGCUUUUAUGCGAAGACAACCCUGAGUGAUUCUGAUGAGCCGGAAAUUUGUAGAAAAGGAGACUUACAUUGAGGACAGAUUGGAUGCAUUUAUCACCAGAUACGAUGAACAUGGUGGAUGAUGGCUGCCUCUCAACGGACAACUACCAUGAUCUGGGUAAAGGCGGCGCUCCGGGGAUGGGAGGCCGCGUGCACAGCAUCGACGUGAUUCUGGGCUUCAGUAAGGACCAGGAUCCUCUUCUCAACCCGGUCGAACCUGUCGGGACACUCAAAGUGGAUGGAGCAGAUCUGGAGAAACAAGUGACCUCUGACCCCUACGGCCACCUGCAAAGUCUUCCGGAUAAUUCCCAGCAGUCAGCUGUGUAUCACGAUACUGGACUUUACUCCACAGAGAAGUGCGACGCAGAUUUGGGAGAUCCACGGAGCAAUGUGGAGAGCGACAGUCGCUCACCAGACGCUCCUGAUGAGGAUCAACCUAAAAAGAAACACAGACGCAACAGAACCACCUUCACCACCUAUCAGUUACACGAGCUGGAGCGCGCUUUUGAGAAGUCCCACUACCCGGAUGUGUACAGCCGAGAAGAGCUGGCGAUGAAAGUCAACCUCCCAGAAGUUCGUGUUCAGGUUUGGUUCCAGAAUCGACGUGCAAAAUGGCGGCGACAGGAAAAAAUGGACUCGGGAAGCAUGAAGCUCCAUGACUCGCCAAUGCUGUCCUUCAACCGAGCGGCCAUGGCGCCCAACGUUGGGCCGAUGUCUAACUCUCUUCCUCUGGACCCCUGGUUGUCCAGUGCCACUCCCAUGCACAGCAUCCCAGGCUUCAUGGGACCCGGCCAAAGCCUCCAGCCGUCCUACACGGGCCACCCUGGCUUCCUGAACACUUCUCCAGGCAUGGUGCAGGGAAUGCAACCCAUGCCACCACCUCCUUACCAGUGUCCAUUUAAUGACAAAUACCCAGAUGUGGACCACGGCUCUAGCAUCGCAGCUUUGAGGAUGAAGGCCAAGGAGCACAUUCAGUCCAUGGACAAAACCUGGCAACCCAUGUAAUGGGGAGCCAGUGUUGGGGGAUUUCAUAGACAUUUGGAUGCAUUUAAAAAAAAAAAUGACUAGCAUCAUUAGGGUUCACCCGAGUUUGAUUUGAAGGACCUUUGAGAAUAUUCUCUUAACACAACAUAGUUGGAUUUACGCCGAUGGUCAAACCUGCUUGGUGCAUUGCUUUCAUUUUGGCAACGAACAAGGUUGCCAAAUCUGCACGGAAUGGGGCUAUUUCUGCUCUGGGUUGUUUUUUAGUCCACAGUUUAAAGCGAUCUCGUCCCCCCCGGAAUGGAAUUAGAAAAUAAAUUGGGCUGUGUUUAUGUGCAGACUCAGACAAAGCACAGACUGUUUGGGAUCGUGGCAUCUACAGCAAGGCGUUUCUUACUUCUACAAAUGUCCAGCUCCUCUGGUUUCCCGUCGGUGCCAUGCUUCUCUGCUCCUCCGGGUCGAAGAGUCACAAUAACAAGUUUGGACCAUUUAACAGGAGAACGCAGCUCAGGACAACUGAUACCUCAAU